CCCAAACUCCCACACUCUCUCCCCCCUCUCUCUUUGGAGCCAUAUCUCUUAAUUCUUUUAAGGAAACAAAAUCUCGUUUCUCCUCCACCGUCCAGAUCCCUUAUCCAACGGCUCCCAUGAGUCGGCGAUUGGGUUUCCCCUGUGGUUUUUAUCAUAAACCCUAGCCGGUACUCUUGCACAAACCCACAGUCCACCCCCAACCGCCUCCGAUCUUCAACCCCCCCUCUCCUUCUUUUUCCUUCAACAAACCGAUCGCCGAUCUAAACCGUCUCUCUCUUUUUUCCCAGAUCUCGGGUCUGUUGUUCUUCUUUUCGAUUUUUGCGUUGGUUUUACUGUUCAUACCCGCCUCGAUUAUCCUUCGAGUCUUCCCAAGUUUUAUUUUUUCUUCUUCUUUUUAUUUUUUGGGAUGAGUCGAACUCGCUCCGAGUCCCGAGUCACGGGGAGUGCUUAGGAUCGGAGUUCCUCUUUUUUUUUGUUGGUCUCUUUUCCGAUUCGGAGGAUGGGGCGUUCUCGGAAUUAUGAGGCAAACGUCGCCGCUUCGUGCAAUUGAGCGUUUCGAGGCCGAGUUUGGUGCUGAGUCGACUCGGGGGGCGGCGAGCGAGUCGAGGAGGAGGGCGAGGCCGAGAGUGGUGGUGCUGAGUUUGAGGAGGAAUAUGCCAUCGGUGGAGAUGAGGAGGACGACGAGGGUUUUCGGGAUGGGGAAAGGGGUGGACGGCGGGGCCCGCGUCCUGCGUUCGGGGCGCCGCCUCUGGCCGGAGAACUCUUCCGCGGUGAAGAUGGAGAGGACCGAAGACGACGAGGACUGGCUCAAGCUCAUUAAGAACAACGGGGGAGGGCGCGAUUCCGAUUCCGAUUCGAUUGCGAUGAAGCAGCAGAAGGGGAGCUGGACCAGAGCGGCCAGGCUGGCGAGGCCGAAGCCGAAGGCGAACGUGGUUGUUUCGAUGAGUCAGGUCCUCGAGGAGCCGGUCCAGGCUGACGACGGGCUUAGGGAGUAUAAAAGGUUCGGGCUUGUGUAUGCCAGGAAGAGGAAACGGGCCGGUGGCUGGGUCGGCUCUGGCGAUAAAAUGUAUGGGCAGAGGUUCGCUAGGAAGAAGAGAAAGAGUGGGAGCUUGGUAUGUCGUUCCCCUGAAGUGCUUCGGAUUACGAUCGAGUCCACUUCACGGUGUGGGGGACACUUGACGACUAGUCGGCUUUUGUAUUCCAUACUGUUGCACAGGUCGCGGUCGACACUGCAAAUUUCGGAGCUUUAUCGAUUCCUAGUCUCGGAGCCCAUCUGCAUUGUGUUUGCCAUGCUUGGCGUUAGUUUUUCCUGGGUUCGCUCUUCUAUGAAUGGCUUGGGCGUUUGCAAGUUGUUUGAGAGCGCGGAUUUCUGGCCGAUUUUUUCUGUGGACUUUUCAGCAGUUCCUCUUUGUUUCACGCACAUGCACUCCAAAAUGCAUUUUAGAUACUUUUUUCGGCCGAUUCUCCCUGUAAAUGAUCUGAAUGAUGGCCAUGUAUCUGAUGAUGAUGAUGAUGAUGAGAAUGUUGAUCAGUGUGGCAAUGAGGGUGACAAGUGCGUAGUAUUGCAUGAGGUUGACCAUACUGACAACAGACCAUUGCAUCAACCUGUAAAAGUUCCCAAAUUAGGUCUUAGAAGCAUAAUGUAUAGGAAUGGUUUAAGUUCGCGAGCUGGUAUUCAGAAGAGGAGGAGCUCACUGAGGAGGAGAUCUAGAAUAACUUCUCUUGUUGCUACGCGGAAACAAAAUGGAGCCUUGGUUACAGAACUGAUGAACCUGAAGAAGAAUGGCCUUUCUUUUUCUUCUGUAGCCUUGACUCAGAAGCUUAGGAGGUCAGGUUCAACUUGCUCUCCUACAAACUCCAAAGCUGUGGUUCAAGAUUUUGAUUCGGCAUGCUGCUCUGCAAACUUAUUGGUCACUGAAUCAGACAGAUGUUAUAGGGAAGACGGGUUAAUCGUUACGCUAGAAACCUCUUCUUCUGGAGAGUCUCUUCUUGUGGUCAAGAAAGAUGGUUUAACGCGACUCACCUACAAAGUUGAAGAGAGAAUAAUAAGGCCAGGCUCUAAUCGCUUUACACAUGAUAUUAUCUGGUCUCCGGAUAGUGAUGUUUUGAGGCUAGAGUUUCCGGAUCGAAGUCAGUGGAUCAUUUUCAAGGAGCUUUACAAGGAAUGUGCUGAUCGCAAUGCCACCAUUGAGUUCAUUCCUGAGCCUGCUCCUGACUGUAAUGCCACUGCGAAGUCCAUUCCUGUGCCAGGGGUACGUGAAGUCCCAGGAUAUGCAGAUAGCCACAGUUCACUGUUUCUCAUACCGGAGUCAUACAUAUCUGUGAAGGAGGAUGAGGUGUCUAGAGUCUUUGCAAAGAAGACAGCGAGUUAUGACAUGGACUCUGAAGAUGAGGAAUGGCUUAAGAAGUUAAACGUUGACUGUGAUUUUCAUGAUCAUGUUUCUGAGGAUAAGUUUGAAUCAAUGGUUGAUGCCUUUGAGAAGGCAUUUUACAGUAAACCGUGUGAUUUCUCUGAUGGAGCUGCUGCUGCCAGUCAUUUUCUGGACAUGGGGAAGGAGGUUGUUGUAGAAACUGUAUAUAGUUAUUGGAUGAAUAAAAGGAAGCAGAAAAGAUCGUCACUGCUUAGGGUCUUCCAGGGGCAUCAAGUGAAAAGGCCUCUGCUCGACUCAAAGCCUGUCAUGCGCAAGAGAAGAUCAUUCAAACGACAAUCUAGUCAUGGAAGAGGAAAACAAUCAAGUCUCUUGCAAGCCAUGGCUGCGGAACAAGAUGCUUUGCAAGAACAAAAUGCGUUGCUUAAAGCGGAAGAGGCGAAAGCGGCAGCAGAGAGAUCUGUGGAUUUAGCCAUCUGCAAACGACAGAGAGCUCAGGUACUUAUGCAGAAUGCUGAUUUGGCAACUUACAAAGCUGCAAUGGCAUUUAGAAUUGCUGAAGCUGCCCAAGUUCUUGGAUCACCUGAUGCCGCUGCUGUUUAUGUACUUGAUUGACCAAUUUAGGUGCAAUUUAGGUGUUCCUGAUGAUAGUUGGAAAUGGAAAUAACCAAUUUUUUAUUACAGGAAGGAGCGCAGCCUUAAUGCCCUAUGGCUGUUUUUGAAGCCUUUGGAAGAACAAGUGUUGGAUAAGUAGUAUGAUUUUGUAUAGGUUUUGAUUGAAUGUACAUUUUGUAUUAUUAUAACCUCACACCAUUACCAAUAGUGUAUAAUUUGACUUGGUCUA
Molecule: messenger RNA, 3213 nt
Organism: Argentina anserina (silverweed cinquefoil)
Lineage: Eukaryota; Viridiplantae; Streptophyta; Magnoliopsida; Rosales; Rosaceae
Exons: 4
Coding region: 519-2984 (821 amino acids)
Biological process (GO): regulation of transcription by RNA polymerase II
Cellular component (GO): NuA4 histone acetyltransferase complex; piccolo histone acetyltransferase complex
Source: RefSeq, a predicted model, not a curated record